This is a messenger RNA of Diachasma alloeum, 2988 nucleotides long. RefSeq names its product forkhead box protein K1 (gene FoxK). The record is from RefSeq and is a predicted model, not a curated record. The coding region runs from base 1072 to 2742 and encodes 556 amino acids. The transcript has 5 exons. Gene Ontology annotation, molecular function: DNA-binding transcription factor activity, RNA polymerase II-specific; protein binding; RNA polymerase II cis-regulatory region sequence-specific DNA binding. Gene Ontology annotation, biological process: regulation of transcription by RNA polymerase II. NCBI's taxonomy places the organism in Eukaryota, Metazoa, Arthropoda, Insecta, Hymenoptera, Braconidae.
UGGCAACAGUUGCAUUAAAACACGAGGGACUGGCGUCAGCCUGAAUCGUCAAUUUACCCCAAAAAAUAAUGGAAAAAUUCGUCAACUGGUGUCAAACAAGUCCACCGAAAACAUUCAACUAAAACCACCCCCAAAAACUCCAAAAACCAAUUCAAAUACGUCAUAAAUACCGCUUUACCCAGUGUCUCGUGUCACGUGGUGGCCACCCACGUUUCGGUUUAUUGUGGGUAAACAAAGGCCAAAAAUCCCAUCUCCUCCGCCUGCAAUCGUGCGUGUGUGUGUUUCCAAAAAAUCCACAAUUGCAAAAAAAAACAGCCGGUGUAGAGCAGUCACCCCUCACCACUGAAAAAAUCGAAAAUACACAUCAAACCGGGGGAUUGAGCGGUUCGAACAAGAGUGGGAGUGAGAAAGUACGUGUAAUAUUGCGCGAGUGAGUGUGUGCGUGACUGAGAGAGAGUAACGACGUUCUAAAGAGCAAAAGAGAUAUCAAACAAGACGGCGCAGAGGGGUGAAGGAAGUGGUGGAAGGCAAUAGAGUUUUGAUGAUCCACAGAUCCCGUGUAAUACGUGAAAUAUAAAUCGUAAAUACAAGGUAACGAGUGCAUCAUAAUCAGUGAAUUCUAAAUAACCUCGGAGUUGUAUCAAUGAGUUACAAUAACAAUCAGUGAAGAGGCUGAAUAAAUCGGGUGGGCCGGCCAUAUUACGUGAAAGAAAUAAAGUGUGGCCAAGAGAGUCGGUAUCUCGCACUUUUUUUUCCUCAUUUUUGUUAUUUUUUCCUCUUAUUUUCCCCGCUGUUUGCGACUGUGUGCGUGAACGCGUGCACAUUAAACAUUAUUCCGCCUGCGAGGGAGGGGUUAAGGCACAUGAACAAUUGAUCUGAUGUUAAAAAUAAACAAAACAAAUACAUAAGUGAGUGGAUGAGAGUGAGAGAGAGAUCGAGAGGUGAAUUGAGGAGAUAAAAAAACGAGAAAAAGAGUUGAGUUCCCUUCGAGAAGAUUUUCCCCUGUUCAGCAGCCUUUUUCACGACAAUUAGGCAGAAAUCUGGGUGGUUUUACAAUAUAAAUUCAUCAAGAUGUCAUCAACGUAUUCACGUACACAGGAGAGUGACGCGUGGGCGCUACUUGCCCUUAAAUCAGCACCAGCAAGUCCAGCUAAAAUGCAAUGGAAUCCCGAGUCGAAGGGUGCACCAAUAGCUAGACUAGAGGGACGUGAGUUUGAAUAUAUGGUUAGACAGAGGAGAAUAACAAUUGGACGUAAUAGUAGUAAGGGUGAGGUUGAUGUUAAUAUGGGACACUCGAGUUUUAUAUCACGACGACAUUUGGAAGUAUUUUACGAUCAUCCGUACUUCUACAUGACUUGCAAUGGCAAAAAUGGAGUUUUCGUUGAUGGGGUCUUUCAGCGAAAAGGAGCACCGGCUUUUCAGCUCCCCAAGACAUGUACAUUCAGAUUUCCAAGUACAAACAUACGCCUGGUAUUUCAAUCUCUGGUUGAUGAGCAAGAGCAGACGAACGUGCGUAUGGCAUCACCACCAAAGCAACGUGCACCAUUACCACCACUGCGCAUUAACAUACCAGACACUGGUUACAGCAGUCCAUUUCCAUCGCCAACAGGUACAAUAAGCGCUGCUAAUUCCUGUCCAGCAAGUCCAAGAGCUGGCCAGAGUAGACGUAAUAUAUCAGCUGAUUUGCAAAUGGUGGCUGCCUAUGCAGCAGCUGUUGCCAAUGAGCCAAACUCUGGUGACAGACAUCAAGAAGCUGGACAAAGUACAAGUAAACAGAUGAGCCCAGAGCCAGGUCCUGACUCACGCUAUCGUAAUAAUUCUGGUCAGGGGGCUAAUGGCACAUCAUCACACUACAGUCCACCGAAGGACGAUUCGAAGCCACCAUACUCAUAUGCUCAAUUAAUUGUACAAGCUAUUGCAUCGGCCCAAGAUAAACAGCUGACGCUGUCUGGCAUUUACUCGUACAUCACUAAGAAUUAUCCUUAUUAUCGCACUGCUGAUAAAGGGUGGCAGAAUUCAAUACGACACAAUUUGUCGUUGAAUCGGUACUUCAUCAAGGUACCCAGGAGCCAGGAGGAGCCGGGAAAGGGCUCGUUCUGGAGGAUAGAUCCACAGUCUGAGGCGAAACUCAUUGAACAGGCCUUCAGAAGGCGGAGGCAGAGGGGAGUACCCUGCUUCAGGGCUCCCUUUGGACUCUCAUCCAGGAGUGCUCCAGCAUCACCCUCCCACGUGGGCAUGAGUGGUAUAAUGACCCCUGAGUGUCUGAGCAGAGAAGGCUCACCAGGGCCAGAAUCGUAUCCUGAUAGUUCUGUACCAUCACCAGCUGGACAAUUGUCGAGUCAGUCAGCACCUGGCUCACCAGGGCAUCCCUACGUUUCUCCAGCACCGCCAACUCACAAAGGUCGUCUCGUUCAGCAGGUUGCUGUCGUUACAAAUGGCGUGAACAACGAUACUCCACGAGAAGAAAAAUAUUUGGUGCCUGGAAAUGUAAUAGAAGAGCAAUCGUUAUCACCAGCUGGCCAGUACAGUCCAGCUCCAGUUAUUGUACAAACAACAUAUAAUUACAGUGGAACAUUCAUUGGCCCUGACGCAGGCGUUGGGGCGACAAAGCGUGCCCACGAGGAGCCAGACAGUUCUCCAGGCUCCCCAGCACCGCUUGCAAUUGUCGAGAGUCCCGAGCCCCCAGAGCAUCAACAGCAGCAGCAAAAACGACAGCGCGUUCACGACGCGGACGAUCAUUGAAUAACUCCCACUAGGCUGCACAUUUUCUCAUUAAAAAAACAAAUAUGAUGCAAAAAGUAGGACAUUGUUAUGAUUACAAUUAUGAUUACAAUUUGGUAAUCGUCAGACGAAUCGUCCGCUCGAUCUCUGCACCGAUGCGAACGAUGAGCUACGAUUUCACAAUCAAUUUACAAUUUAAUGGUGGACAUUUGUCAGAGAGAAAAUAUGUUUUUUUUCCUUUCUUUUGCUAGAAUUGUUUACUUUAUU